AUGUCUAAGGAAACCUCACACUCCAUCCCACAUUGGGUUUAUCCUCCAGAUCCCCAAAAUCCUCGACAAAACUCCACAGACGCUGUCGUCCACCAUCUCUACUUCGAGGACAACGAUAGCUUCUUCCCUCCUACCUGGCUUGGAAAAGACACCUCCCAGCGACGUUCCUCUGAGGAUAGCUCAGCAAGCCAUCAAUCCAACGAGCAUGAAAUCAUGGGAGCAGAGGAUCCUGGGGGAAAAUGA
Messenger RNA from Penicillium odoratum, 243 nucleotides. RefSeq lists its product as uncharacterized. The transcript has a single exon. Bases 1 to 243 code for a protein of 80 amino acids. The record is from RefSeq and is a predicted model, not a curated record. Lineage: Eukaryota; Fungi; Ascomycota; Eurotiomycetes; Eurotiales; Aspergillaceae.